Messenger RNA from Anastrepha obliqua, 1018 nucleotides. RefSeq lists its product as uncharacterized. The coding region runs from base 102 to 569 and encodes 155 amino acids. The transcript has 4 exons. NCBI's taxonomy places the organism in Eukaryota, Metazoa, Arthropoda, Insecta, Diptera, Tephritidae. The record is from RefSeq and is a predicted model, not a curated record.
GUGCGAUGCUUUAGUAUCGUAGCGUCGGCACACAUUCCUCAUAGUCAUUUCCAUAGGUACGCUUGACAAGUGAAGUCAGGGAAACGAACAUUGUGCGCAAAAUGUACGAGUUUUAUAAAAUAAAACUAUUUUUGCUUUGCAUCUGUGCGAUAUUUGGUAAUUUUGAGCAAGUUGUUGGAAUACCUAAAACUGCGGUCGAACAAAAAGUUGUGCUACCCUCGCAUAUAGCCACGGUCACCGAUGGGAUAUUGGAAAGAAACAAACGCGGUUUAUUGGACUAUCUUUUGUCUGAACUCUUUGAGUAUUUCGAUUAUAGCGACGAAGACGACUCUGAGGAGGAUGAAAAAUACUUAAUUUGCCGUAAUUGCACAAUUGUCAUUAGUCAAUCAGGUAAUCAGGAAAAUGCAGUAAUAAGGCCAACUACUGCGCCUGUACCGAUGGAGCCUGUAAAUAAAGUAAAUGGAGGAGCUCCACCCGAAUCUGGCACUACCGUAGCUCCAGUAACACCAGCGGGAACCAGUGAUUCUCCAACAACUGAAGCUCCCCAGCCAGCUCCAUUAGAGCCUUAAAAAGUGGCGGCAGUUGACAAUAAAACAUUCAUACAAAAAUGCAAAUACUAAUAUUAUAAUUUUGUAAAGUUUUUUUAUAUGAUUUACUGAUAAUAUCAAAUUAGUACUAAAUGAUUAUAGAGUAAAAAUAAGAUUUAUGCCGGCAUUCAAAUAGCAAGACACUACUAAUGACUUGUUACAGAAUCUCAGAAACCAACGCGAGUAGUGGCUGCUAUUUAGCCAUAAAUAUUCGUAAAUAUUUUUAAGUGAACAAUAAAAAUCUACGUUAGGGGUAAAAGGAUAAAGUGAACAAUAAAAAUCUACAUAACGGGUAAAAAGAUAAAGUUGUAUAAAAACCUUUGAACUUAAGAGUUAUAACUACUUAUUAUUAUUGCCACCCAAUUUUGUAUUAAGAAACUAAUUUUUUUUUAUUUAAAUAAAACUAUCAUAGCCUUCUAAGGGAAGUCAAU